Messenger RNA from Salpingoeca rosetta, 1405 nucleotides. RefSeq lists its product as uncharacterized. NCBI's taxonomy places the organism in Eukaryota, Choanoflagellata, Craspedida, Salpingoecidae. Gene Ontology annotation, biological process: glycolipid biosynthetic process. Gene Ontology annotation, cellular component: membrane. Gene Ontology annotation, molecular function: galactosylceramide sulfotransferase activity. The record is from RefSeq and is a predicted model, not a curated record. The transcript is spliced from 9 exons. Bases 73 to 1359 code for a protein of 428 amino acids.
CGUCAACACGCCAGGCGCGUGCUCGGCUUCUUGGCCACAACAAGCAACUGCCACAACACGCAAAAAACCAAAAUGGUGGAGAAGAUGAAAGGUGUGUCUGUGUGCUUGUUGGUGGUGCUGGUGGUGGUGUUGGUGUGCGCGUUGGCGGCAUCGGUUGUUGUGGCAGCCCCCGUGACGGAAAGCAGCAGUAGCAGCAGUAACAGCAGUAGGAGAAGGCGCCACGCUGAAAGCUUCACGGCACAGGAGUGCGCGGCGCGCGGUGCCAAAGUGAGCAGCGACAACGCGCAUUGUGUGUGCGAGACGGGGUGGACAUGCGUUGGCAGUGCCUGCGAGCACGGAACAACGGAUGCACAGCAGCGUGUAUCUGGUUGGCUGCUACGUGCAUGCACAGACUGCGUGUGCACGUCUCCUGAAGACGACCAGCGAGGCGACACCGCCGCCUCUGCGUCGUCGUCGUCGUCGUCAUCGUCGUCAUCAUCAUUCACGCGAACCGAGAACCAGCAGACGAGUCUGCAGAUGAGCAUGGAGGAGGUGGAUCGCCUCACUGCUCCGGUGGACUGGCGCAGCGCCAUGCUGCCCGUCGCCUUCCUCAAGUUCCACAAGGUUGGCUCGACGACGGUGUCGCUGGUGUUGGAGCGACUGGCUGAGCUCAGCGGAAAGAAGCUGUGUGGACGCGCAGAGGCCUUCUUCGACAGUCUCCCUUGCCAAGUGUGGACGACACACGACACGGAGUUGGUGAUGGGCGUGGGCGGGGCGCACGGUCUUCGCUUCUUUGUCGGCAGCCAUGCCGUUGCCGUCACCGUCAUGCGUAAUCCAAUUGACAGGUUGAUGUCGCGGUACUAUUAUGACAAGGUGCUGGAGGGCGACUCCACCAACACCAUCCCGAGCCACAGCGAGCUCAGGCAGUGGCUCGACGACAACGAGCAGGAGAAGGAUCACUACACGCGCGUGUUGUCACGAGGAACCAUGGACGUGGAGGAUGCAAAGGAAGAACUCAAGGACAUUGACGUCGUUGGGGUGACAGACAAGAUGGAUGAACUGCUGGUGCUGCUUGCCUUUCGCAUGCGCGUGCCGCUCCAGCACCUCACUUACAAGCGACAGAAGGUGGUUGAGGGACGGCCGAGGAUGAACCAGCUGCCGCCAGAUCUCCUUGCACUGCUGGAGCAGAGCUGUCUUCGCGAUAUGGAACUCUACCGCGCUGCGCAGACCAUGAACAGAGCAGCAAUCGACAAGAUACCGGAGUUUGAGAAAGCGAGAAGCGUGUUUGCGUCGCUGCAAGCGCGUGUGGAUCAAAAGUGCACGUAUUCUCAAACAGACUCCAAGGUGUUGACGGGUCUGGACUGUUACAAGCUUGCUUGACGACUUGGCGAUGAACACAUGGUUAUGCAUAAAACACUGACCAAGA